AUGGCAACUUCCGACGAAAAACUUAUUCGGGUGCCAGUGCUUGAUGUCUUGCCGAAUGAAGUUGGAGCUCUAAAAGUAUUUUCCCAUUGGGACAGAAUGCUUACAAAUUACUUAACAGCUGUGGAAUCAAACAGAUCCUCGGGAGGUGUUUCAAGGCAAAUCAACAAAUGUGCUAUCAUGGGUGGAUAUUUAUCACCUGACGUGUUUUCCUUUGUGGAAGAUGUGGAUGUGUAUGAUGAAGCUAUGGUGAUUUUGCGCAAACAUUAUCAAAGAAAGAAGAAUAUCAUAUAUGCAAGGCACACGCUGGCCACACGGAUUCAGUUGAGCAGUGAAACUAUCUCCGAAUUUUCCCAGGCGCUCAGGUCGCUUGCGAAAGAUUGUAAUUUCAAAGCAGUCAGCGCCGAGCAACACAGAGAGGAGGCGCUAAGAGAUGCGCUUAUAACAGGGCUAUGUUCCGCUAAUAUUCGACAAAGAUUGCUAGAAUAUGACGAAUUAUCACUGGAAAAAAACAUUCAAAUUGCUGAUUCUUUGGAACGAGCCGAGAAAUUUUCACAUUCGUACCAGCAAUCAUUGCCUCAUCAAGCAGCUGUUACUUCAAUGGAUGAUAAAUUUUCGGUAAACAAAGAAGACCAAUUUUCUGAGUUUGGCUCUAAUAGUGACCAACACGUAGCUGCUGCUAGAAGUACUUACGGAACAAAAGUUAACCGUAGAAGGUGUUAUUUUUGUGGACGAAUUCAUGCUUUAAAUCGACUGAAGUGCCCUGCUAGAAACGCAGAGUGUUUUAAUUGUGGUCUUCGAGGACAUUUUGCAACAGUUUGUCGUAAAGCGAAGAAAUCGGUUGCUACCGUAAACGAUUUGCACCUGACUUCAAUUAUAGCUGAUAUUCAUACUUCGUUGUCACGACCGACGAUUACUGCUAAAAUUGCGGAAAACCCUCUGAUGGCUCUGCUAGACUCCGGUGCUUCACAGAGUUACAUAAAAGCAUCCGUGGCAAGAAGUCUUGGCCUCGCCCUCUACGGUCCAAAAACUGUGAUUGCACUUGCUUCGAACGAAUCAGUUGCACAAACCAUUGGGUAUGUGGACGCACCGCUAAAGAUUGGAACGAGAGUUUAUGAUGCAAUGAAGUUUGGUGUUGUGGAAAAUCCGCAGACCUGUUCCUUGUACGUUGGUAAAGAGGUCUGCAAUUUGGCUAGCGCAAAAGUAAGUGAACCUUUACGUAUUUUUCGAUUUGUUGACGAUAACUGUAAGCCAGUUGCUGUCAGGUCCCGAAACUACAGUUCCGAUGAUCUAAAGUUCAUCAAAGAUGAGAUUACUCGUUUGUUGCGGGAGGGCAUCAUAGAACGGUCAGAGUCGCCGUGGCUCGCUCAAGUAUUGGUCACAAAAGACCAAAGACAUAAAAAACGUCUUGUUAUUGACUAUUCACAAACAAUAAAUAGAUACGCUGCUCUUGACGCGUAUCCCUUACCUCGCAUAAACAAUUCAAUUAACGAGGUUGCUAAAGGAAAGAUUUACAGUACCAUUGAUUUACGUUGGGCUUAUCACCAAAUUCCUAUUUCUGACGUUGACAGACCUUACACUGGGUUCGAAGCUGCUGGCUCUUUAUAUCAAUUUUGCAGGGUCCCUUUUGGAGUGACUAACGGAGUGGCUGUAUUUCAGAGAUACAUGGACUCUUUCAUCGAGCGUGAAAAUCUUGAAGGCACCCUUGCUUACUUAGAUAACGUCACAAUUUUUGGGGAUGAUCAACCACAACAUGAUAAACGAUUGAAAGCUUUUAUGAAUGCUGCGGAGCGGCAAGGUUUGACAUUAAAUAAAAAUAAAUCUGUAUUUUCCGUGACUGAACUGAAAUUCCUCGGGCAUUUGGUAUCACGUGGAAAAAUUCGGCCAAAUCCUGAUCAUUUACAACCUCUUAUUAAUCUUAAACCACCUAGAAAUGGAAGUAAUUUGAAACGUUGCUUGGGAUUAUUUGCCUACUAUUCGAAAUGGAUAUCUAAAUUUUCUAAAAAAUUAAAGCCACUUUCAACAAAUACAUCAUUUCCCCUCAAAGGCAAAGCUUUAUCUUCUUUUAAUCAACUGAAAGCUGAUUUGUUAAAAACGUGCUUGGGGUGCAUAUAUGAAGAUGAACCGUUUGUUAUUGAGUGUGAUGCAUCCAAAUUUGCGAUUGCAGCCAUAUUGAGUCAAAAAGGAAGGCCGGUUGCCUUUAAUUCUCGGUAA
Molecule: messenger RNA, 2211 nt
Organism: Styela clava
Lineage: Eukaryota; Metazoa; Chordata; Ascidiacea; Stolidobranchia; Styelidae
Source: RefSeq, a predicted model, not a curated record